CGUAACUUUGCACCCUUCUACAUCUUCUUCGCUGGUCUUCGUUCCCACUUCAUUAUAGCGGAUCGGAGAAUGAGUACAUUCGGAAAUUCUGAUUAUUCUACCAGAUAGGAAAUAUCUCUUGAAUUUCAAUUCUUCUCCUCACAAGACUCCUAUAGACUGUUCUGCUGGUUUGCUUCUUCUCCACUAUAGUUUUAUAAACUUUCGAUGGGUGAAAGUUAUUUGAAUCGGCUGGUCCGUUAUUGAGAAAGACAAUGGAUUUUAAACCAGUUCCAUUUUUCUUAAUUUCUGUGCUUGAAAAAAAAUAGAUAUUAAAAAUUUACUGUGUUUUCUUAAUCACACAUCCCAAUAUUAAUUGACAGAGCUGAAUCCCAUACUCCAUUUCUCUGAUUUCUUAUCCUGGUUGCUGCUGACCCUCGACGAGCCCUAACCUUCGUAAGGUCAAACCAUUUUCAAUUUUCUUUUUCUUUCUCCCUAAAAUGUUUUUUUUUUUUGUUAUAUAGUUGAGCAAGAAACCACAGGCUUAGCCGUACCAGAAUUUUAUCGACGGGUUGACAAUUUCGUGAUUUGGGUAGUUGAAAGUUUAGAUCUUUCGCUGAAAUUCUUCUGCUUUUUUUUUUCUUGUCGGAGCUUUGUUUAAAAAAAAUUGCAGAUUUCAUUUUAUAGGGAAAAAAGCAUUGGUUUCUUGUUCUGUCAAUGGGAGCUUUAGUUGAGGAGCAUUACAGUUUGGAGCUUGAUCAUGGAACGGGUCUUGGAGAUUGCAUUGAUCUAGGAUUUGAGGAUGAACUGGAAAGUAUGGCUAUUGAGGAUUCUGUAAGAGUCCUUUUGCAAUGUCUAGGUGAGGAUAUCAACAGAGAAGGUCUCAGAAAAACCCCUUUUCGGGUAGCCAAGGCUCUUCGUGAAGGCACCAAAGGCUAUAGACAAAAAGUGAAUGAUGUUAUACACGGUGCUUUAUUCCCAGAAGUUGGGUUGGGAACAGGGGUGGGUCAGGCAGGUGGGGCCGGCGGGCUUGUGAUUGUCCGUGACAUAGAUCUCUUCUCUUACUGUGAGUCUUGCUUACUCCCCUUCCAGAUCAAGUGCCAUGUAGGAUACGUACCCUCUGAACACCGUGUUGUAGGACUCAGCAAGCUCUCCCGUGUGGCAGACAUUUUCGCCAAACGCCUUCAAAACCCCCAACGCUUAUGUGAUCAGGUGUGUGGCGCCUUACAACAAGCGAUCAAUCCAACGGGUGUCGCCCUCCUCUUACAGUGCUCCCACCUCCAUCUCCAUCACGGGUGGGUCAAGGUCCAAGUCACUUCUGGGUCUGGAGUUUUUGAGGAUGAUAAAGCUUAUGUGUGGUCCGACUUUCUAUGCCUUUUAAAACUCAGAGGAAUAUGUUUAGACGCGAGAGAUGGUGAAAGACCCUUUUGUCCCUCCAAGGUUUCGUGCAAGACGCCUCUGCCGCCGCUGAAUUCGGUUAUGACUAGCGCGGUCGGGUCCAUUCUUCAGUCUCUGGGUGAAGAUCCAUUCAGGAAAGAGCUUUUAGGAACGCCGACCCGUUUUGUCAAGUGGUUCAUGGAUUUUAAGAAUUCUGAUUUGGAGAUGGAGAAACCGGAUGGAGGAUUAGUUAGGGGCCUUUUGGAUCCAAAAAUAGAAAUCAGGUCGGAGGUGAACUUGACGUUCUGGUCACAGUGUGAACACCAUCUUCUUCCAUUUUAUGGGGUUGUGCAUAUAGGAUACUUAUGUUGUUCAAAUAAUGGAGGUGGAGGGGUAGGAGUCAAACCAAUGCUGCAGUCUAUAGUGCAUUUUCAUGGUUAUAAACUGCAAGUGCAGGAGAGGCUAACGAGACAGAUAGCAGAGAGUGUUGCUUCUGUCCUAGGGGAGGAUGUAAUGGUAAUUGUGGAAGCAAGUCACACUUGCAUGAUAUCCCGAGGGAUCGAAAAAGUCGGGAGUAACACUGCCACGGUUGCUGUUUUGGGACGGUUUUCCCGAGAGCCCGCUAUAAGGAUGGAGUUUUUGCAGGGUAUUCCAAACUCUUGUGUGCUGAAGGAAAACAGUUAUAAUUAGGCUACAGUAGAAAUACACAAUGGUUCUCCAUUAGCAAGCGAAUGAUUCAGUUGUCUUUCUUUGGUGGCCAGAUAUACGGAUUGAAUAAAACGCUCAAACAGUGAACAUUUUAUUGUUUGUGCAUGUGGAUUAAUUUUCACACAGCCCAUUGCGGAGAAGUCGCAAUUUCUCAAAAACAUAUGUUUCUAUAUAUUCAUGGGAUGGGGGUGGGGGUUGUGGAUUCUCCUUUUGGAAUUUUGGGAGUUACCUUCAAUGUCCACAUGGACCACAUGUAUUUGAUCUUCAUGCAAUGAAUAUGUUGUGUGAUGCAACCAAGUAUCAGUUAGAAGUGUGUGAUACCC
Molecule: messenger RNA, 2384 nt
Organism: Cuscuta epithymum
Lineage: Eukaryota; Viridiplantae; Streptophyta; Magnoliopsida; Solanales; Convolvulaceae
Source: the annotation of a GenBank genome assembly